GUGGCAGAGGCGGAGUUGAGGGUCGAGAUGCACGCGCCGCAUCCGUCCUCCCCGGGUUCCGCGCCCUGUGCGGGCGUCCGCGCUGAGCUGGCGGGGUUCCUGCUCUCCUGGCGCCUCGAGCGGGGAGUGCGAAGGGUGGGUAGGUGUCUGUUCCACCGAUUCCGCUCCCUACCGCUCUUGGUCUUCCCCGAGCUCCCAGAAAGUCCUGAGGUCGGGCCCAGGAGAAAGGAGGCCCGGAGAGACAUCGUCCCAGGUAGAAUGUGCCCCGAGGGGAAUGGACGGGCAAGUUACCCUAGCCUCCCUGAUAGUUUACCUACCAGUUUGGGUUCCUGCAGCGCGUUUCAUUGAAGAUCAUGCAGCGCUGCUUUGCGAACAGUGCCUUGCUGCUCAAAGAAGGGUCUGCAGACCAGGAGCAUCAGCCUCACUUAUUAGAAAUGCAGAAUCUCGGGCCUCACUCCAGACCUGCUGAAUCAGAAUCUGCGUUUUAACGAGAUUCUCAGGAUAUCCCUGGUGAUCUUGGAGGAGUCCGUAUCAUGGAAUCGAUCUCUAUGAUGGGAAGCCCUAAGAGCCUUAGCGAAACUUUUUUGCCUAAUGGCAUAAAUGGUAUCAAAGAUGCCAGGAAGGUCACUGUAGGUGUAAUUGGAAGUGGGGAUUUUGCUAAAUCUCUGACCAUUCGACUUAUUAGAUGUGGCUAUCAUGUGGUCAUAGGAAGUAGGAAUCCUAAGUUUGCUUCUGAAUUUUUUCCUCAUGUGGUAGAUGUCACUCAUCAUGAAGAUGCUCUAACAAAAACAAAUAUAAUAUUUGUUGCUAUACAUAGAGAACAUUACACCUCCCUGUGGGACCUAAGACAUCUGCUUGUGGGUAAAAUCCUGAUUGAUGUGAGCAAUAACAUGAGGAUAAACCAAUACCCAGAAUCCAAUGCUGAAUAUCUGGCUUCAUUAUUCCCGGAUUCCUUGGUUGUCAAAGGCUUUAAUGUUGUCUCAGCUUGGGCACUUCAGUUAGGACCUAAGGAUGCCAGCCGGCAGGUUUAUAUAUGCAGCAACAACAUUCAAGCUCGACAACAGGUUAUUGAACUUGCCCGUCAGUUGAAUUUUGUUCCCGUUGACUUGGGAUCAUUAUCAUCAGCAAAGGAGAUUGAAAAUUUACCCUUGCGACUAUUUACUCUCUGGAGAGGGCCAGUGGUGGUUGCCAUAAGCCUGGCCACGUUUUUUUUUCUUUAUUCCUUUGUCAGAGAUGUGAUCCAUCCAUAUGCUAGAAACCAGCAGAGUGACUUUUACAAGAUUCCUAUUGAGAUUGUGAAUAAAACCUUGCCCAUAGUUGCCAUUACUUUGCUGUCCCUGGUAUACCUAGCAGGUCUCCUGUCAGCUGCCUAUCAGCUUUAUUACAGCACCAAGUAUAGGAGAUUUCCACCUUGGCUGGAGACCUGGUUACAGUGUAGAAAACAGCUUGGAUUACUAAGUUUUUUCUUCGCUUCAGUCCAUGUUGCCUACAGCCUCUGCUUACCAAUGAGAAGGUCAGAGAGAUACUUGUUUCUCAACAUGGCUUAUCAGCAGGUUCAUGCGAAUAUUGAAAACUCUUGGAACGAAGAAGAAGUUUGGAGAAUUGAAAUGUACAUCUCCUUUGGCAUAAUGAGUCUUGGCUUACUUUCCCUCCUGGCAGUCACCUCCAUCCCUUCAGUGAGCAAUGCUUUAAACUGGAGGGAAUUCAGUUUUAUUCAGUCUACACUAGGAUAUGUCGCUCUACUCAUAAGUACUUUCCAUGUUUUAAUUUAUGGAUGGAAACGAGCUUUUGAAGAAGAGUACUACAGGUUUUAUACACCACCAAACUUUGUUCUUGCUCUUGUGUUGCCCUCAAUUGUAAUUCUGGGUAAGAUCAUUUUACUCCUUCCAUGUAUAAGCCGGAAGCUAAAGAGAAUUAAAAAAGGCUGGGAAAAGAGCCAAUUUCUAGAAGAAGGUAUUGGAGGAGGAGUUCCUCAUCUCUCACCAGAGAGGGUUACAGUAAUGUGAUGAUAAAUGGUGCUCACUGAUGCCAUAUGGAGUUCUACUCACGCCAUUAUUUUUUUGAAUUCCUUUAUAUUCAGUUGCAAGUGCAGUGUCAAAUUGCUGUGGGCUGAAACCUGUUCACUGAGAUCUCAACCGAAUGAGUGGUAGAAUUUUCUUCAAAUUAAUUUUCACAAAUGUCAUAUAUUUUGUCGAUAUGAAUUUUUGUAGUCAACUUGUUGAAAUUUAGGUAUGUUUUGUUUUGUACAACUGUAACACUAUUGUUAUUUUAACAAACUAUAUUUCAUAAUCAGGCAAAAAUAUUAUAGUUAAUAAUAUAGAUAGAACAUAAUGUUAAAAAAACUUGGCAAACCAGCAGAAUUUUAAGUUUUAAUAUAAUUCAAUGGAUAUAUGUUUUUUCUGAAGCUUAAAUAAGGUUUUAAUAUUUAUCCAGCUUAAGAAAUAGAAAUGUAUAAUCAUGCAUUAGUUUUAAGAAAGGACACAUUACAUUAGCAUCUAGGUAAGGGUGCAUGGUAACAUUCCUACAUUUCUCUCAUGAUAUAGGGUUUGAAGAGUGGAAUUAAUUGUAUGAACCAGUGUGAUCUGUGAACAAAUGCAAAUUAAAAAGACAAAUUGAACCUGAAAUUAUACUUAAAAUGCACUGGAGACAUGAAAUACAAACUGAUAAUGCAUACCUCAUGAAAGAUUUUAUUCUUUAUCUUGUUACAGAGCAGUUUCACUUGCUUAUUUCUAUGUUGAUCAGGGAGAAGACAGUAAUAUUUGGCCUCUAAAACUGAUUUUUCUAAUAUAGUACCAAUCCUGGGAAUCUUAUAAUUGUUUCUAGUUAGAGGGGAAGUGUUAAGUUUACACACAAGUAGUUGUUUGUCAACUGCUCUUGUUGCACCUUCACCAGUUACCACUCUGUAUGGUAUAGGAUUUUACUGCUGUUCAUUGAGGGAUUACAACAUGCCAGGCACUGUCUAAGCACUUUACUUAUAUUAUCCCAUUUCAUAUGUACUUACAACAGCCCUGUGCCAAGGUGGUUAUUAUCCUCACUUUACAUAUGAGAAAACUGAAGGAUAGAAGGACAGAAAAGUUAAGUAAUUUGCCCAAGGUCACGCAGUUGGUAAGUGGCAGAGCCAGCAUUCAAGUCCAGGCAGUCAUAUUUCAGAGGCUGUGGUUUUAACUACUAGGCUGUAUGGCACAUGCUUCAUCCCCAUGCAUUACAUUCAUGAUGCCAAUCUAGAUGCUUCCUCCUUUGCAUAAAGGCUUUGACAUUCUUUAGAGUGGCUUGUGGGUGUCAAAAGAUGUAUGAAAAUAUUACAAUCAUAAAUUUAUUAUUGCUUGUGGGAUAAUCCACAGUUACUUUCCCUGGAGUAACCGGGACAUGACCCUGGAGACCCACGACAGUCCAUAUGCCUCUCUUUGCAGUGAGGGACUCCAGCAGAGAUAGCACCAUAGCAGUUUUAAUGAAUGCUGAGGUCCUACAGAAUGUUAAAAAGUCCCUGUAGAGUUGGUCAUCUCUUUUUCUCUUCCUGAGAAGGCCUCCUGCCUGCUCAGUCAUUCAUUAGGGAGCAGUUUGCAAUCUUGAAGGAUUGUAGGAUAAGUGGUUAGUUAUAAAUCAACUCUAAGACAUAUAAUCAUACAAAUUAUUCAUAAAAUUUUUCAGUGCUGACAGUCUGCAUUAAAAUUGCAUUUUGUUCAACCUUUGGUUAGAAUGCCCUACAUUGUUUUUUCCAUGUGCUCUUUCCUUAUUAAAAUAGGAAGUUGCAGACAAGAUACAAUUAUGUGCAUUCCUCUUCCAGAAAUUAUAACUUUUCUAAACUUACUAUUGUAAGGUACUACAAUACCUUAGGUACUAUUGAAUCCGGCUGCCAAAAAUGAAAGGAGUUUUAUUUAGUGGAGGCUGCCUUUCCCACCAAUGGCUCCUUUCCUACUCCAUCAUGUCAGUUUGGUAAAUCACCCAUGAUUCUCUCAUGUUCUAUUCUUGGUGAAUUUUAAUAUCUUGUACUUUUUAGUUGAGUUCUCCAUUUUCUUUAUUUUAAUUAUAUUUUUCCCCUCUUGAUAAUUACUUACUUGUUAGUUCUUCAUAGGAAUUCAUUGGGUGAUAACUUUGAAAGGUACCUAUAAACUAUUGUAGUGGACUCGUGAAAUUAACAGCAUAUUUUCAAUACUUUCUUGUUCCUUAAGUCUCACUCUCUUAAGAUCAUGCUUUCUACAUUUAAUGUGAAAAUACAAUGAAAUAUUUUUAAAACUAGAUGACUACUGAAGUAUAUUGUUGCGUGUAUAAUAUUAAGUAGCUGAUAAUAUAAACAGAAUUAUCACUACAGAUAAAUGGGGCCUUUGAAAAUAUGAAAAACAAAGUUUAUGAAAAUGUAUAUAAAAUGUAACUGCUGUUUCAAAUGGUAAUAUCUCCUUUUUUCAGUACUACAAAGAUGAAAUAAUUUUGAAGGUUUAGAAUAAGUGUAAUAUAUUCAUUAUAAUUCUAAAUGUUUAAAAGCCAUUCUAAAAAUGCAAAAAUAUUAAUUGACUUUUAAUUGCUUUAUUUUACUGUUUCCUACCUGAUUAUUUUUCUUAAGCAUUAUUUCUCACAAUUAUUGUUUUUAAAUCAUUACUCUGGCCUCAAAAGUAGGACUGAGUUCUGCUCUUGGUAGAUGUGAGAAAGUAGUGGGAAAUUUAACGUAGCAAGGAUUUGCUUCCUAAUCUGUAUUUAGAGAAGUGCCCCUGAGAAAAUUAUAAGAAUGUAGAAAAUAUACCCAGUGUUAAUCCUAUGCAAAAAAGAAAAUCAAGUAAUUCUCUCCUAAGAGGAAAAUAAUCAUGGGCUGAAUCAUGCUAUUUAGCUUUUGCAUGCAGAUUUCAUAUGUCUCCUCUAUUAAGAAUAUUUAAAACCAUGUUUAAAUACGAAUAUAUUCAUGCUAACCUAUAUUUUUCAAAGCAUAUAUGGAAAUUUAGCCCAGAUUGUCUACAUAUAGAGAUUUUUAUUUAAAUUUUAAAAUAUUUUAAAGUAUGAAUAAAUUAUAUUUAUAGGUAUUUAUCAGAGAUUAUUUUAUGCUACAUAUGGGAUUGGCUAAUGAGCUCCAUUAUUAAACUACCUGAUUAAUUCUUAUAAAUUAGCAUAAUCUUGAUGUGAUUAAGGAAUUUUACUUUCAAAAUUAAUUUGAUAAUAGUAACUUCAGUAUAGUUACUUAUAAACAUACUUACAGUCCAAUUAUGAAAAUUAUUUGUGUAAAAGGGUUUCAAGAAUAUAUCUUAUCCAACUUUUGUAUUGUUUAUCUCAUGUAAUCUGAUAAAACCUUAAUUCUUUUUAAUUGCCUUUUGCCAUUAAACUAUUUCCUAAGAAAUUCUAUACAGAGUUUUCCCCCAAAAAAGAGGUUUAUUUGUGAAAUUUAACGUUUCUUCUGUGAUAUUUUAAAUACACUACCAUAAAUGUCAUUCCUAAGUAUGUCUUUAGGAAUACAAUAAAUGCUGAAUCUGUGUCAGUCUAUAAAAUCUCUGUUUUGAAAUAAGUAUUUAAACAGCCUGAAAUGUCAUUUUGAAAUUAUUUUGUAAAUUCAUGACUUAAAGCAGUGCUACAAAUAUUUGUGAUGUGUCGUCAUGAAAAUGAGAUGCUCCAUCCUCAAUUGUUCAUAAGUCAGUAAAACAAAUUCUGGUAUAUAUUCAGUAUACGUAAUUGCUCUAAAGGAAACUGUAAUAAUUUUAGUAGAAAUACAAUCUGUUCAUACCUUUGAACAGUGAAUCUUACAGGAAUGAAUAAGUUUUUCAAUUUUUUUUUAAUGCAAGAAAAUUAUAAAGUGCUAAUAUUCAGAGAUCCUGUCCAUAUGAUAGCAAAAAAUGUUUAGUUCAGUCUAACACACGUACAUACUGAGAUUUUUUUUUAACUUUCCAAAUGAUUGGAUUUCCAUUGUGCAAUCAUCCAUAAUUAGGGCAGACUGUAUGGAUUCUGCCAGUAGCUAGAUGGGCUAAAUUAAGUCACCAAAGCAGGUGCUUUUGCAUGAUUUACAAAUUGCCAACUUCAAGGAAGUAUUCUCUUAAGAUUUUCCUGAAAGGUCUUUUCAUAACUUUGCAGAUAUCCAGCCUGAACGGGACUGGAAGUUGUCUCCCUAUGUCUAAUUACCCUCCUUCUUUAAAAGCUACUGCCCAUCACAUUACUCAAUUGCCCUUGCAGCUGAGUGUUCCUAUGUGACUGAGGGUUGGCCAGUGAGAGGUGGGAGCACGGAUGAGUGACUUCUUGGAAGUCUCUUCAAAGAAAAGUAGCAUGUGUUCUUUAUCUUAUCCCUCCAUCCUGCUGCUGGAAUUGUAGAUAUAACAGGAGCCCUGGCAAAUAUCCAAAAGGACCAAGGCCACAUCGUAAGGAAGGCAUGGUAGAGACUAAAAAGAUCUUGACUACUUCACUACUUCGACUGCCUUUUCCUUUAUUUAAGCCAUUGUAAAUUUGGGUUUCUUUAUGAAGUGAAAACUAAUCCAUUCUGGCCUUCUGUUCUUUGUCAUGGUAUUGUUUAACACUGUUUGAAUAAACUAGAUUGCAAUAAUUCUUACCUUUAAAAGUUUUUAAAGGAUAAUGUGCAAUUCACAUUAGAAUUGAUUUUCCAUUGUUAAUUGAUUAUACUCAUUUUCUUGCCUUGGUCUUUCACUGGAUAUUUUGUAUCUGCUUGGAAAAUAUUGUCUUCUUUGUAACGCUGUAAUAGAUAUUUGCUAAAACUCUGUAGUCGCCUACUAAAUAUCGCUAUCAAAUUACAUGCCAUGUUUUUAUAUCAUUCUCAUAGAUCUGCCUUAUAAACAUCUAAAUAAAAAGUACU
This is a messenger RNA of Diceros bicornis minor, 6775 nucleotides long. It is a transcript of the gene STEAP2, whose product is annotated as STEAP2 metalloreductase. Gene Ontology annotation, molecular function: cupric reductase (NADH) activity; ferric-chelate reductase (NADPH) activity. Gene Ontology annotation, biological process: copper ion import. Lineage: Eukaryota; Metazoa; Chordata; Mammalia; Perissodactyla; Rhinocerotidae. Bases 534 to 2006 code for a protein of 490 amino acids. The record is from RefSeq and is a predicted model, not a curated record. The transcript is spliced from 6 exons. Gene Ontology annotation, cellular component: endosome; plasma membrane.